AUGCGCGCCACAACCCGUCUCCUCGCCGUCGUCCGCCCGGCCACCCAGGCAGCCGCCUCCUCGGCUUCCAAGGGCAAGUUUCUCGUCCCCGGCGCGCCGACCGGCCUCACUGGCCUCGGCACCCACCCCUCGCCCCGCUCCGCCCUCCUCUACCUUUACCACUCCACCCUCGAGAAGUUGAAGCAGAUUCCCGAGCACUCGGUCUACCGCCAGUCGGUCGAGGCCGUCACGCGGCAUCGGCUGGCGCUUGUCGAAAGCGUCGUGCCCGAGGGAUAUGAUGCUUGGGUGGAGCGAGCAAAGAAGCUUCUGGAGGAGCAUGCGGAUCAGUUUGACCCCACGAAGGUUGGGCCUGAGGGAGGUGAGGAGGUGCAAGGAGCGAGGGCAGUGAAAGUGGAGAGGGACGGGAGGGUUUUUGUAGUGAGCCGGCUGCCGAAGGAGGAGGAUGAGAGGGUGUUGGAGUGGGAUGGCGAGGUGGACGAGGGUCCGGAGUUGGAGGGGAGUCGGACGUUGGAGGAGAAGAUCGAGGGGGGGUUGGAGAAGAUUUUUACGAGGCGGGAUGUCAAGGAUACGGUUGGGCGGGUUGAGUGGGAGCCGGAGCCGCAGUUGACGGCGGAGCAGGUCGCUGAGCUCGAGAACAAGAUUGGUGCUGGCCUCAUCGAGGAGGUCAUCCAGGUCGCUGAGGGCGAGCUCAAGCUGGUUGAUACCAUGGUCAAGGCUCGGGUUUGGGAACCCCUCGAGGAGCAGCCGCGCCCUGGCCAGUGGGAGUACUUUGAGCGCAAGCCCUGA
Messenger RNA from Thermochaetoides thermophila DSM 1495, 786 nucleotides. RefSeq names its product NADH-ubiquinone oxidoreductase-like protein. The record is from RefSeq and is a predicted model, not a curated record. Gene Ontology annotation, biological process: respiratory electron transport chain. NCBI's taxonomy places the organism in Eukaryota, Fungi, Ascomycota, Sordariomycetes, Sordariales, Chaetomiaceae. The transcript is spliced from 3 exons. Bases 1 to 786 code for a protein of 261 amino acids.